This is a messenger RNA of Diospyros lotus (date-plum), 1449 nucleotides long. Its product is annotated as phosphoribosylglycinamide formyltransferase, chloroplastic. The transcript is spliced from 7 exons. Gene Ontology annotation, cellular component: chloroplast; cytoplasm. The coding region runs from base 398 to 1294 and encodes 298 amino acids. Gene Ontology annotation, molecular function: phosphoribosylglycinamide formyltransferase activity. NCBI's taxonomy places the organism in Eukaryota, Viridiplantae, Streptophyta, Magnoliopsida, Ericales, Ebenaceae. The record is from RefSeq and is a predicted model, not a curated record. Gene Ontology annotation, biological process: 'de novo' IMP biosynthetic process.
AGUCCCCAGAUCCCUAAAUCCCUCUCACCUGUUGCUCUGCCUUCUCCAGCCCAUUGCUUCCGCCGCUUCCUCGCCGCCUAAACGUCGUCGCCGCCGCCCCCCUCCUCGCUGCCGCUACGCUGUCCGCCUCCAGAUCAAGCCUACUGGUCGUCGCCUCCGCAGCCUCAACGCCGCCGCCGCCGACUUCAGCUGUCCUUUUUCCUGGCCGGAACUCGGCUCUAUCUAUCUCUAUCCUGAUUUGUCUGGCCACGGCGAGCACCACCACCACCGUUACCGGUUGCACCCCCUCAGCCUUAGCGGGAGAUUGUAUGAGAGUGGAUGAUCUGUCUCCUUAAGUGAUACCGAAUUCUUGUCAUCUAAAUUUAUCUCCCACCACUGCUUGCCAAGGCCUCCAUCAAUGGAAACUCAGAGAUUGCUUCCCGGGUUUUGCUCUGCCUCCCAAAUCCAAUCAAUUCAAAACCCUAACAGAACAUUGCUCCCAACACUACCCUCCUCCCAUCCUCCUCCAUUAUCAUUAAGGAUUCCAACCCCAAAAGAGGUCUCCUUCAAAACCAUUUACUAUCCAAAAUUACGGUGCAGAAAUGGUUUGAGAAAAGCAGAGUCUCUUAUUGGCAAUGGGGAGGGGCUGCAAACUGGCAUUAGGAGGAAAAACCUGGCAGUUUUUGUCUCUGGUGGAGGUUCAAAUUUCCGUUCAGUUCAUGAGGCUACUCUUGCAGGAGCAGUUCACGGAGACAUUGUCGUGUUGGUCACAAACAAACCCGGUUGUGGAGGUGCAGUCUAUGCAAGAGAUAAGGGUAUCCCUGUGAUUUUGUUCCCUAAAAUUAAGGACCAACCAGACAGUCUUUUGGCAGAUGAUCUUGUCUCCACCCUCAGGACGUAUAAUAUUGACUUCAUACUAUUAGCUGGAUUCCUGAAGCUGAUACCAGUGGAAUUAGUCCAAGCAUAUCCAAGAUCAAUCAUAAAUAUUCACCCAUCGCUUCUCCCAGCUUUUGGAGGCAAAGGCUAUUAUGGCAUGAAGGUGCAUAAAGCAGUUAUUGCUUCUGGUGCAAGUAGAUACUCGGGUCCUACAAUCCAUUAUGUCGAUGAGCAGUAUGACACAGGACGUAUCCUUGCUCAAAGAGUAGUACCUGUACAUGCCAAUGACACUGCAGAAGAACUGGCUGCAAGGGUUCUACAAAAGGAGCAUCAAUUAUAUGUGGAGGUAGCCGCUGCAUUAUGCGAAGAGCGGAUUGCAUGGAGAAAAGAUGGCGUCCCACUGAUCCAGAGCAAAGACAACCCUAACCACUACAGCUAGCACUGUCAUAUAUAUAUGUAUCUGCUGCUAUUUGUAUUUUUGGCCCAGAGAGGUAAUUGAAGGGGAUGACGACUUGGAAGUAACCAGGAUAAGGGGGGAGGCAACAUCUCUAUUGUAUCAUCAUUGAAUUCAAUAAAAUCUUUCUAAUUUCAAGA